UAUGUCAUAUUUAUGGAUUUUAUUCUGAUUUUACGACAUGUAAUGAGGCGUGUGUUCAGGGUGGUGAAAAGCGUUAGAAGCGAAAUUUCCGUGGUGGACUUGAACGUAGUAAGAGGUGCAUUGUCGACAGUAAUGGUUGCUUGCUUCGUUUAGCUGAGCUGGGUCAGUUUUAAUCAGCAUCGUACUGUUCACUCUUGUCUUCUUGGGUGUUAUCUUUUAUCCUUCAAAUUGAUUCAUGCAGCUUCACCGUCUAAAUAACAAAAACGAAGAUGACAUCUAAACUAAAAGCUGGGAAGGUCGGCUCCAAGAAUAAGGAGGAUGCUCCUUAUGAGUUGGAGAGCCAGUUUGUCUUGAGACUUCCUUCGGAGUAUGCCUCAACAGUAAGAAGGAUUGCCCAAUCUAGCAGUAUGAACAUGAAAGACAGACUCACCAUUGAGUUGCACCCUGAUGGUCGCCAUGGCAUCGUGAGAGUAGACCGCGUCCCUUUGGCGUGCAAACUGGUGGAUCUGCCCUGUAUGAUUGAGUCUAUGAAAACGGUGGACAAAAAGACAUUUUACAAGACUGCUGACGUCUGCCAGAUGCUGGUAUGUACACUAGAUGGAGACCUUUACCCUCCUUUAGAGGAGCCAACUGGCACUGACCCUAAGAGCAAGAAGAAGGACAAAGACAAGGACAAGAAAUUCGUUUGGAACCAUGGCAUCACCUGCCCUCUGAAGAACACGCGCAAAAGAAGAUUUCGGAAGACUGCGAAAAAGAAGUACAUUGAAUCUCCUGAUGUGGAAAAGGAGGUGAAGAGGUUGCUGAGCACAGACGCUGAGGCUGUCAGUGUCCGGUGGGAAGUAAUAGCAGAAGAUGAGUCCAAGGAAGCAGAUCAGCACGGCUCUCUGGCCAACCUGGACUCCUCACCUGGCACCUCAGGAAACAACAUAGGUCAUGGAUCCUCUGCCCAGCAUGAUGAACUGAGGGAGAUCUUCAAUGACAUCAGCAGCUCCAGUGAGGAUGAGGAAGACGAAGGGGACCGGCAUGAGGACGAGGACCUGAAUAUCAUGGACACGGAGGAUGAUCUGGUCCGACAGCUCCAAGUCAACGAGUCUGAUUCUGCCCAGCAUGAAAGUGACAGAAACAGCCAGAUAGUUAUGGAGUAUCAGGUGCAGAUCAACAACGUCAAGGCCAAGCUUCAGGAUACCCGCGCCCGAAAGAAACAACAGGAGGAGCUUAUCAUGAAAGUGGAGAACCAGGCCCUCAAAAACCGCUUCCAAGCCUUGUUGGAUGAGAUUAUUCUGCAGGAGGAGCGGGAGAUGGAGCAGCUGGCCUCCCUGCAGGAGCAGCUGGACUCGCUGAUAGAGAAAUGACCACCAGGGGGCAGCCUGCAUCUUCAGCCCCACACGCACGCACACACACACACACACACACACAGAUCGUGAAGAGGAAGAGGAGAGCCUUCAUACAGGGAAGGAGGGAGUCUUUUUUAGCUGACUUGCUGUCAUUUUUUUUUUUCCCAGCAUGUCAUUUUCAUACAUUACAUGGUGCACAGCAUACAUACUGGUUUCUGUACCAGGACUUUAUAGUUUUACAGAAUUUGUUGCAACUUACUGUAUGAUAAUGUAUUUGAUUAGCUUCAAGGCUGUGAUCUUUGUCUGUUUUGCUUGUCAUUCUGAAGACAAUUGGCUUUUACUUCAUCUUAACAUAUUUGUAUUUCAUUACCCGGUUGAAGAAUAAAUGACAUGUCAAAGAAA
Monopterus albus (swamp eel) is the source of this 1736-nucleotide messenger RNA. RefSeq names its product TAF7 RNA polymerase II, TATA box binding protein (TBP)-associated factor (gene taf7). Gene Ontology annotation, molecular function: RNA polymerase II general transcription initiation factor activity. Bases 270 to 1352 code for a protein of 360 amino acids. NCBI's taxonomy places the organism in Eukaryota, Metazoa, Chordata, Actinopteri, Synbranchiformes, Synbranchidae. The transcript is spliced from 12 exons. Gene Ontology annotation, biological process: RNA polymerase II preinitiation complex assembly; transcription initiation at RNA polymerase II promoter. The record is from RefSeq and is a predicted model, not a curated record. Gene Ontology annotation, cellular component: transcription factor TFIID complex.